This is a messenger RNA of Amoebophrya sp. A25, 5121 nucleotides long. Lineage: Eukaryota; Dinophyceae; Syndiniales; Amoebophryaceae. The record is from the annotation of a GenBank genome assembly.
CAUGUAUUGAGCCCGUUCUGAGUCUGGGCUGGAGUUUUGGUUCGCUGGGAAAGUUAGUCUGGUGGUCAUCAAAAGAGAGACGCUAUCGGUCGGCCGUUACAAGCAGCAUGGUCUGUCGUUGGCUACCGGAAGACCUAAAAUCGCUGAGAGACUAUAACAUUGUAUUGUCUUCACAGCUAAAAUUUGUGUUUGCUGUACGAGAAAAAAGAGAGAAAAAAAGGAGUAGAUGAGGUACUCAAAUAUGAUUGGCCCCUCACCUCCCCUCUUACCUUGACGCUAAUUCUCAUUGUCUGUCAUAUCUUAGAAGCAAAUACUAUUUAGAAGAUUUAGUAUUGCAGCCCGUGUGAAUUGAUCAUUGGCUCCUCGACCUAAUAUCGUUGAGAGACUAGCAUAUCCUUUUCUAGCAACUCGAGUUCAGCCCCUCUUGAGGAAAAGAAUCCCAAAUACGUACACCGGGAAGUAUUACAACUUGUCGUUGUCUACUUAAUUCAUAACAAGAGCAUCAGUCGUUCGAAGGUUCUUUCUUUCCGUUUAUCGCUUACUUCAACACAGGCAGUACCACCUCACACUCAGUACUAUCACACUACAUUGUUAUUGCUACUCAACUACUUGCUAUUAAGUGCAUGCUAUUGUGAUAGAACAUAAUUUAGACUCGGAUUUGAGACUCUCAGUACAACCAAAGAAGAUGGCUGCGGAGGAACCGCCGCCUUCGCGGCGACUGGUAUUGCAUUUUAACCUACCAAGAACCCUCUUAGUCGGAGAUCCGGAUGGUAAGGGAAACUCAGAAGAGAAGCCAUUGACGACAGAGCUUGCCCUUCGAACGGCACUCGCAGAACAAGCGUGGGGUGUUAUUGAAAGUAUUGACUUGAUACGAUUUCACUUGUAGUUACAUUUUAGUCCUUGAUCUGAUGUAAUAUAAUUAGAAGCAGAAGUUCUGAACAUUUUCUUCGAAGUCGAGUAGGACAUGCACGGAUGCGUGAUGCAGAAACCACUACACUUACAAGAACAGUCUACUCCCUUCUGAGUAUCAAAAAACUUCUGGAACAGCAGUGAUGUAUCAGCCACGUUCAGAGAACAGACUUCUAGACCCAACAUCAACAAACCGAAACUUGUACAUCAACAAGAACGUCGUCAACAUCAACAAACUACAGAUGAAGAAUUUGUGUUGUCAUUUCCGGAUAUCCAAAGGGAUCGACCGAGCGAGGAUGUCACCAGCUAUACCGAAUUCCUACACAUGAAGUAUCCGAUCGCAGGCCAAAGCAAAUUCUCUCAAGAUGAGAAUAAACAGGUACCAUACUAGAAGGCAAGGGUACUAGGUAUACUAGAAGGCAAGGAAAUGCUUCAACACGUCGUUGAUUUGGUUCUCUCUCCUAUUUCUCAUCGAUUUUCCUGUCAACUGUUACUGUACUUUGCUACGAGGUGGACACGACCACAUAGUAUCAAUGAACAGGAGUUCAUAUUCAUCCCGCUGACUUCUCGGACUUCAACUCCCUCCCAUUCUUUCCAGACACACGAGCAGAUGAUAAUGCAGUUUGCUGAUAAGACAGGCCCGGGUGCGAAGUUGAAGAGCAGCUUCGAUCAGAUGCUGAAGUGCCUAGCUUUUCCGAAGCCAUUGGCGAAGGCGCUGAAUAUCAACAAUCCGAUCUUGAACGAGCAUGAAAGCGAGGACUUACGGUUAUGCCAGAUUGUUCUAAUGUUAGCUUAGAUUGGGCUAGUGUAAUUUAGUAAUUCUGAGACUGAGACUGCGACCAUUAUCGAUGAUCAUCAAGCGAAAACUAGAAUAGAAACAUGUAGCCUACUUACUUCCGUGGUAAUGCGAAAUCAUUCAAAAGUUUAAGUUUUCGCUCUCCGGUUCUCCGACGAACUUCCACCCUAGAAGCCGUUUUCUACCUGCAUCUUCUCCUGAUUGCGUUCAUUCCCUUUCGUCGCACCGGCAGAUGAGAACGAUAAGGAGGCGAUAGCCGCACUUCUAGCACGUUUUGGGCGCUAUAUUCUCGUCCCUGCUUUCUGGACCUUGAUCCAGACGCUGACGAAAGCCAAGAGAGACUUCUUUAUGAACUUGUUUUAGAACAAAAAAUUUCAGGAAUACAUGAGACGCAUCACCAUCAUUCGCGAAGUGGGUCUUUUUCUCUACCACGGUGCCCCUCAGCCACAGUGAUUCUCGUGGUAUCCAUAAGUCCAUUACCAUUUCUAUCUUAAUGCAAGAAUAAUUUUGCCUUGAUCAUGAUUAUUCAUCACAUUUGAGGUUGGAAAAACGUCCUACCUCCACCCAUCGUCUCCUUUGUUCCCUCCCAUGCACCUCUGCAACUUCCUUUCCUCCUUCAUAUCCCGUGUCGUUUUUCACAGUAUGAGCAGUGAAAUGCUGGAACAAGCGGUUCUAGAAAUGAACGCCUACAGCAACGGAGAGCAUCCUUGCUUUAACGGACAAAACAAGACGAAAAAAGUCUACUUCAACGGUGAUAAAGUUAAGAUGGAUUUCGUACUACUAGCUAGUGGACCUACAGUUACAAAUACAACUAUCAUAAAAUGGUUAACUUCUACUCGUACGGUGGAUCUUCAUUUCUUAGUUGCAAAAAUUAGAACUUCAUGUUCAUAAUGGUUAGCUUCUACUUGCUGAUGUUAGCUUCCAUUUCAGAACAGCUUCUCCAUUCAACCUAUACACUUUUGCAUUGACGACCCUCUGUAUUUUGAGUCAGUACGCAGCUCUUCAACAUCGAGGUAGAAAACCCACAGCCAUCUUCUAACAGUCGAACAAAAGACAUGCGAGUGCAGAAGAUGGAUAGGGCCACUAUCGCAACCAGAGCCGAAAUCAUGAAGUUCCAGCAUAGGCCAUUGGAAUUGCCGAAGUACUUGUGAUUUAUUUUACAAAUUGGAAGUAGAAUUUCAUGAGUUGAUCAUGUUGAACAGUUAGUAUGAUCGAGCAAGAAUUUGCAUCUUAGGGUUCGUGUCCUUGGAGUUUUUCUCCGACCACUGUGAUUUUGCUACAGUAUACGACCGUUACCUUCCUUAUCCAUGAUCGAUAUUGCACAUUACGAAAACUCAAUCAGACCCGGAGAAGAGUUCCCGCUUAUGUUUGAGCCGACAGUGUUGAAGCGGUCUGCUGGGAUAUAUUCGGGGCUUGUCCAUCGUAUCUGCACAGAAAGCGGAUGUUGUGCAGUGCUACAUGACCAUGAAUAUUAUGAACUGGAGCUCGUAUGUGGGCCGGGUGCUAUCCUAUCCUAUCCUAUGUAUCCUAUCCUAGCAAGAUUCAGCACAUAGCUACAACGUGCACCUACCUUCUAGACGUGAUAACCAUGAUCCACAAAUCUAAAUCUUACCUUGGUCAGUCUAGCAAAAAUGACGUAGUACAGCAAGCUUCGCUUCUCUAAAUCCCUUGGAUGUCGGACAAGAAAAACGGUGGAAAAUUGUAUUUCCUCGACCCUGGUGACGUAACGGACGUCCAGCAAAUCUUCUUCGAAGGAUGCUGCAGCGGUGAUGACCAUUCAGCUUAAGGUGCAUAAUCACACUCACGCUUUUGUGUUUGGGGAAAAACCUAGUAAGUUAGACUUUGCUAUCUUCUACCAAAAUAAUGCGUAGAUCGAAUCGAACACCGCGUCCUUCCUCUCCUACCUCCCUAUCACAUCAUUUCCCUCGUCCACCUCUCUAACCUCGCCUGCGGAUUGUCGACGUAGUUUCCCAAGAAGUGAUCCCGCACCAAGACGUAUCAGGGGUUUUUUUGCACAAGGUGGAAGAUGUGAGGCAAUUGGUGAUUAACCCGCUUUACUUCGUGGAGGCAGUAGAGAAAUGCGAGACCGCAUUCGGAACUUGGCUCGAAAAAGGAAGAAAGAAAAAACCACUUUUCUUUAUGAGGGGAUGUACUUCCGUAUAAAUGAAGCUCGCCUACAUCGAACUACUUACGUUACAACAAAAGCAUCUUACUAAAAAAUGCACUUGUUUUUACAUCUACAUCGCGAGCACACGGAGACUCAUGAUACAGAUACGCUACUACUUUACCUUGUUUGGAGAGUUAUACGACUUAAUAAAAGUAUUUGAGCGUGCUGACUAUUGGGUAGGACGACGAAACUCUUCUAGUUGCUGAAAUUCUCUAUCUUUAUUCUCCUUUCAUGCUCCCGGAAGCAGACCUAUCGGAUCCCGAUGCGAUAGGUGGCAAUCUACUACUCGGAGGUCUGCUGAGUGGUACAGGCACAGGCACGCUCUCACCAGAAGACGAGCUGGCACUGCGAGUCUUGCGCGAAAAGGGAGUGAAGUUAUGGAGAUUCAUAGUUUGUGGAGAUGAAGAUUUGUGGAUAUGAUUCAAUAGUUUGUGGAGAUGAAGAUUCUUGGUUUAUUUUUGCAACUACCUCCAGCACGAGCACUGUCUUUGUUGUACUAAAAAGUGAGCACCUGGUGCAACUUCUUCAUUCCACGACUAACUACAAAGUUCCGUCUUCAAAGAUGAAUAAUAUUUAUCCAUGUAGUUGUUGUAGUUGUUCUAAGUCAACACAGCAAUGAAGAUAACACUCUCUCACCCGUCACAAUCACUCAAGCGUCGACGUCCUCUAACAACCGACUACCUGUACUGUACCGUCAUUCCAGUGCUCUUUGGGGGCUUAGAGGAGGUCGUGAAGCUGAGGCCAGAAGACCCUAUGGAAUUUCUGGCUUUUUACCUCAUGCGCCACGCGAAUGGGUACAAUCGAACCUUGAGGUUGGAGGAGAAGUGAGUGUCGUGGCACAUUUCAAGCGUCCGAGAUGAGAGAAGGACUCCUGUCUGCCAAAACCAAAGCAAAUGUUACCCUUUUUUGCUAAUGCUAAAAACGAUGAAAACGAGUAGUUCUUUUUGUUACAAGACCACGAAGAUGACCAUCAUGAGAAAAACCUAUGAAGACCAUCUAGUAUUGGUAAUUUCACCUACGUGCAAUGUCGAAACUCUAGGAAUCCAAUUCAUGUCCAAACUCUAGGAGCUUAACAAUUACAACAACACUGAGACACUAACAAGUAACGGAGGACUGCGCAUGUGCUCGUAGCAGUGUCGAGCUGCAUGUCGCUUAAAGAUGAGGCGAUUACUAAAUCUUCACCUGUACUACUGCGUCUGGCCAGCACGAAGACAGGCCGCGCAAGCGCUUUUUCACUGUAAGGAUGUCC